AUGACCUCCCUUGCUGCAGUAAAUGCAGACUUUUGCUUCAAUCUGUUCCGAGAGAUCGAUAACAGUCAAGGAAGUGGGAAUGUGUUCUUUUCCUCUCUGAGCAUCAUCACUGCCCUGGCCAUGGUCCGCUUGGGUGUGCGAGGUGACUGUGCUUCUCAGAUGGAUAAGAUUCUCCACAUCAAUGCUGUCAGCUCAGGACAUGGAAACUCUUCUAAUACGCAGCCAGGAGUCCAAUCUCAACUGAAAAGACUUCUCUCCAACAUAAACUCAUUCCACCAGGAUUACGAACUCAGCAUUGCCGAUGGUCUUUUUGCAGACAAAGUGGUUGACUUUCAUGAGGAUUAUAUUAGGUGUGCUGAAAAAUUAUACAAUGCCAAAGUGGAAGGAGUCGACUAUACAAAUGCUGUAGAAGACACCAAAUAUAAAAUUAACAAAUGGGUUGAAGAUGAGACUCAUGGCAAGAUCAAGAGCAUCAUAGACGAAGGGAGCAUCAGCUCCUCCGCCGUCAUGGUGCUGGUGAGCGCCGUGUACUUCAAGGGCAGGUGGGAGUCGGCCUUCACCAAGCAGGACACGGUGAGCUGCCGCUUCAAAUCCCCCAAGUGUCCUGGGAAAGCUGUCUCCAUGAUGUAUCAAGAACGGAUAUUCAACUUGUCUGUCAUUCGGGACCCGUAUAUGCAAGUUCUUGAACUCAGAUAUCAUGGAGGUAUAAGCAUGUACAUAAUGCUGCCUAAGAGUGGAAACCUCUCCCAAAUCGAAAAACAGCUGACCUUUGAGAAUCUAAUGAAAUGGACCAGCCCCAGAAAAAUGAGGCGCCAGUACGUGAAGGUGUUUCUCCCUCGGUUCAAGAUAGAGAAGAAUUAUGAACUCAAACGCUAUUUACAAGCCCUGGGGCUGGGAGGGAUCUUCGACGAAUCCAGAGCUGAUUUCUCUGGCCUGGCUUCAGGAGGUCGUCUGUAUUUGUCGAGAAUGGUGCACAAGUCACACAUCGAGGUUAACGAGGACGGCACAGAGGCAGCUGCCGUCUCAGAAAACGACAUCGUAGAAAAGCGACUCCCUGCGUCUACGGAGUUCAGAGCUGAUCACCCAUUCUUAUUUGUCAUCAGCAAGGGUGACAUCAUCUUGUUCAGUGGCAAAGUCUCUUGCCCUUGA
Messenger RNA from Molossus molossus (Pallas's mastiff bat), 1149 nucleotides. RefSeq names its product serpin family B member 7 (gene SERPINB7). Bases 1 to 1149 code for a protein of 382 amino acids. Lineage: Eukaryota; Metazoa; Chordata; Mammalia; Chiroptera; Molossidae. Gene Ontology annotation, biological process: negative regulation of endopeptidase activity. The record is from RefSeq and is a predicted model, not a curated record. Gene Ontology annotation, molecular function: serine-type endopeptidase inhibitor activity. The transcript is spliced from 7 exons.